Acipenser ruthenus (sterlet) is the source of this 4954-nucleotide messenger RNA. Its product is annotated as LETM1 domain-containing protein LETM2, mitochondrial-like. Gene Ontology annotation, molecular function: ribosome binding. The transcript has 11 exons. Lineage: Eukaryota; Metazoa; Chordata; Actinopteri; Acipenseriformes; Acipenseridae. Gene Ontology annotation, cellular component: mitochondrial inner membrane. The record is from RefSeq and is a predicted model, not a curated record. Gene Ontology annotation, biological process: intracellular monoatomic cation homeostasis. The coding region runs from base 582 to 2015 and encodes 477 amino acids.
UUUGAGGCACUGCUAUUGGAGGGCGAUUUUUUUCCACCGUCCUCGUACGUCUCCUGAUCUGCGCGUCAGUUUGACCGGGAAUAACCUCCCGAAUCAGCGGGGCUCAUCAGGCCUGCAGCUGCAGGGGAAGGAGAGUGUCAGUUACCACCAGCAGGACCGUGUUCAACUGCGAUCGAUGGGCUUGUUUUGUGUUUGUUCCGUAUGCACACCGAUUUAUCAGUUAAACCCUACCGAAUGGAACACGCUGUUUUCAUCUUUGUUCAAAUCUACAAAAUCCUUUCUAGAAACUCGACAAUUCGCGUGGACUCAAUUUCACGCAGAGCCUUUGCUUUGGCUGCCCAAGAAAUUAUGUGUCUGAUGUGAUGGAUCAAGUCAGAUUGAGGAUUUUACGCUGCUGCUUUUUCAGUUUUCGUCUGGAUUAUUAAUUGUAUGCACUUUCAAAAAACGGAACCUUUCUCGAAGUAUAUUGUUGGCCUUGUAUUUACACAGCUAAAAAGUUAUACUUGUCGCUGCUGAAUUUUUUACAAUACACUCAAACUAUCCAGUCCAGGCCUUGACGCCGGGUGAACUCCAAAAAGACAAUGGCAGCUUUUGGUUCCAAUGUGCUCUUGUCUGCGACAAGAUCCAGGGGAUCAUACCUCCUUACCCAGAGACACCAUUGCCCAUAUUUCCCUUCCACGGCAGCACUCCACUACCACCACGAACACUCAAAUAGGACUUCUUCUGUAACUAAAAGGAAUCUCAAAUCUCCAUACAUUCAUAGCGCUCUGCCUCACUUACGGACUAGUUACUUAUCCUCUCGUGCACUGCAUGGGUCGUGCUGCUGGCGUCAAGAAGCGAAACCGGCAGGGCCUAGUGAUAACAGCACUGUAAAGGAGGACCCAGCUCCUGCCCCGGCGCCCGAGAAAGCUGUGGUGAAAAAGUCAUUGAGACAGAAAGUAGUGGACGAAAUUAAACAUUACUAUAAUGGAUUUCGGCUGCUGGGGAUCGAUACCAAGGUCGCUGCCAGGAUGGGCUGGAGGUUAUUGCAUGGGCAGCAGCUCACCAGAAGGGAGAGGAGAAGGCUGCUGAGGACCUGUGCAGAUCUUUUCCGUCUUGUCCCAUUCACGGUCUUCAUCAUCGUCCCUUUUAUGGAGUUCCUGCUGCCUGUGUUUCUCAAGCUUUUCCCAGAGAUGCUGCCUUCGACCUUUGAGACGCAAUCAAAGAAGGAAGAGAAACAGAAGAUACAGCUGGCCGCCAAACUGGAACUGGCCAAGUUUCUCCAAGAAACCAUUGCCGAGAUGGCCAGGAGGAACAAAGCCCAAACGGCUGAAACGCAAAAGUUUUCAACUUACGUACAGAAGGUUCGACACUCAGGGGAACAGCCUGCCACCCAGGACAUUGUGAGUUUCUCCAAACUCUUUGAGGACGAGCUGACCUUGGAGCACCUAGAGCGCCCCCAGCUGGUUGUGCUGUGUAAACUGCUGGAGCUGCAGCCCAUCGGCACAAACAACCUGCUGAGAUUCCAGCUCCUCUUGAAGCUGCGCAAUAUCAAAUCCGACGACGAGAUGAUCGCUCAGGAAGGUGUGAAUUCUAUGAGUGUGGCAGAGCUCCAGACGGCCUGCAGGAUCCGUGGGAUGAGAUCACUGGGCGUGACGGAAGACCAGCUCCGGCAACAGCUCAAACAGUGGUUGGAGCUCCAUCUGAAGGAGAACGUGCCUCCCUCUCUUCUGCUGCUCUCUCGUGCCAUGUAUCUGACAGAUGUCUUGCCAGCCCCUGCCGUCAUCCCAACACUGCCAAAACUGGAAUCCAUUCAACUUGCUAUAACUCUGGAAGCCCCAGUCAAAGACAAAACAAAGGCACCUGAAAUCCUGGUUGACCCAGCCCCACUAAUUAAGGGUAUCAAGGGAGAGGAACUGUUGGAAAAACCCACUGAGACUUCAAAAGAGCCUUUAAAACCUGAAGUUGUAACUCUUGCCAAAGCUGUGGAAGAAUCACAAAAAAGCACAAAAAAAGUCAGUGCUAAUGGAAUUUGAAGGCAGGAUGCAUGUUCGUUAAUUGGCCUAUUGGAUGAAAUUAUGGAAAGAAACAAAAUGAAUAAAUAGUAUUUUAUAGAAAAUCUCUUCCCCAGGGUGCUUUUAUGAGUGUUUUGAGUAUACAGUAAAUUUUCCAGUUUCGUUCGGAAAGAAUGCUUGGAGGUUUACUGCUUGGCAGCUUUUUUUUUUAUUAUUUAUUUUUUUCCUGUUUGCAACCGUCCAAAACUAGUAACUGAACUGUUCUGUUUAAAACUGUUUUAUAUAAUUUGAAAAUGAAACCUGGUGCGUAAUCAGUUUUUUUUUAAAGUGCCUAAAGUAAUAGUGGAAUUCUAAAACCAUAUCCACAAUGUAUCUAUGUUGAUAACCGCUAAAAUCAGUUAAGUUCAGGAUCUAUUCAAUUGAUCUGAAAUGUGGCAGGUCCAAAUACCACCGUAAUUUAAAUUGUUAAAAAAAAAAAUCAUGAUCUCUAACAGUGUGUGUGAGACUCUCUUUUAUUUUUUAUAAGUAACUCACUUUGGUUGUAUGAUGUUUAAACAGUGCCAAGAAUUAGAUCUUCCAUUGUUUAGAUCAUUGCAACACUCUGGAUUUCUAGCCACGUGUGAGGGCUGUAUUUGAAAACCUUUUUUUCCCAAUGAAAGAACGCUAGCUAUGUGAAAAUGGCUUCUGAUUAUACCCCAGACUUCAAGAUCCUACUCUGAUGUAGCUGCACUAACAUAUAUGUAUAUUUUGUAAAUUAUAGUGAAACUAUAUAAAUGAAUUAUCCUAAAGCAUAAGCACUGUGUUCUGCAGCCAAGUGUCUACAUACCUCCUACUAAAAAACAACAAAACUCCUGUAACUGUAUCUCAUGACUCCUAAAUGUAUAGUGAAACAGGAAGAUCAAUCAAUCUAUUUUAUAUAGCGCCUUUCAUAGUGGACCACUAUCACAAAGCGCUUUACAAGAUGCUCUAAAGUGCUUUGUCAUUUGUAUAGUUGAUGGGGUUAAAUGUCAUCCCUUUUAGAAUCUUCAAAUGUAAAGGGUAAAGUCUGUUUUAUAUAAAUUAUAUAAACAUGGAGAUAUGUCCGUCAUUUCCCUUGUCCUCGAUGAGCUUUACUUGUUUCUGUUUUCUUGAAUUUAAUCUCUAAAGAGAACUGUUCAAACAGUCGAGACGGAAAACACUUUUGUUAGGGGUGUAUAUGGUUGAUCUAAAUACUGUACAUCUGAGAAAGUAGCUUCAAAUUACAUUGUAUCCUGUUACGAUGCUUGGAAUCAUAGACUGGUUCUUAUUGCAGUUACACAAGUAUUCUGUAGUUAUUUAGAAGGUGCUGUGAUAAUGAGUUCAGGAGCUGCUCUUGCGGUCCAGUUACUAUAGGCAUAUGUAUUGUAAGCUUGAUCAGUCGAAGUGUCUUUAUAUUACUAAGAGUCAGCACCUCCAAGUGUAAAGCAGUGUAUUGCCAGCAAAACAAAAGGACAUUUUUAUAGUUUAUCUAUGGCAGGUAACUAGAACUCAAGAGCAGCUUCUGGACUUCUGUGAAAGGACCUAACACUGACUUGUCCAAUGGUAUUGUAAUAAGAACUGCUCAGUCAUUGCAAAACAACAAAAGAACACCUAAGUAAAUGAAAUUGAAAUCUGCUUGCCUAAUGAAUUGGUCCUCCAUGGUAUUCUACAGAAGUACACCAAAGAUUGACCUAUGUACUGUUAAGAUGUUUUUCAUAUUUUUGGUGCACAUGUUUGUUGACAGUUGUGUGCAAAUAUAUUUACAGAAUAUUUGUCUUCAUUUACUUUUGUACAUUAUAUAUAGUGAAUAUGAAUAUCAAAUAGGAUAACAAAAAUAUUUUAAAACAUUUAUCAAAAUAAUGUUCUCCUUUUUAAUUUAUUGUAUUUUUUUCGAUUUUGUUUUAUGUAUACACAUUAUGAAAAGCUAAAAACCCUUAACCCUGUAAUGCCCAAGUGUUUUUUGGUAUAGGUGAAAGCUAGCACAUGUAUUUAACUAGACCCCAACACACAAACACCUAAUGUAUUGCAUUUAAAAUUUUUGAAUUGGAAACUGGAUUAGGAACAAUAAUAUACUGCAGAGGGUAGAAAGGUUUCAGAGUUAAACCAAAUUAUUCCAUAAAUCUCUCCCAUCACCCACUUCUGUUCAAUAGAUCUUAAAUCUGAUCCUUUUUUUAUAGAUUAAAGAAAUCUUUUGCCUUACUUUCAGGUAGUCUUGUACUUCCUAGAAAGUGAAAUUCACCCCACGACAUAAUGAAUUUUUUUCUCUUGUCCUUAACCAGGCAGCUUCUUCCCUGUUUAUUUGAUUAAAUUGUCCUAAAUAUAUGAUUAUCUUGUGAUGAGGGCCACAGGAAUGCCACACAUUUAAAACGUUGCUGUUAUGAAGUUUUUUUUUUAGAUAGUAUUUAUCUCAUGAAAAAUAUGAACUGUUGCCAUAAAUUUCAGCACAGAAACAGAAACCAGUGGUGCCAUCAAAUACAUACUUUGUUUAAGGUUGUCAAAGUUAGAAGACCAUGAUCAUUAGCAGCAUUAAAAUAGUAUCUACUAUAUUAGCAUUGCCCUUUUGCUUGCAUUUGCAUAUGAAAAGCACCAGUGUUUGUGAUCCAUACAGUAAUAUGAAAAGGACACAUGUACAGAAGGUUGCAUGUCGGUAAUCCAUAGAUGCUUUCUUUGCAAUAAAUGUGUUGGUGAAGCCCUACCAACUCAGCUUUUCAAAGCCUUAUAUUUAAAAUAAAUAUGAUGUAAAUACAUAUUGAAGAUGCCAUUUAUCCUGUAUUAAAAAAAAAAUGCAGCUGUACCGUGCAUUAAAAAGUGAUUCAAAGACUUCCAGCUCGUUCUUGUUUAGAGAAUUACUUUUCUGUUUGUUUUAUUAUUUGUGAAUUUGGUGCUCAUAGAGAGACUGUCUUAGACAAUGUGCCAUUAGUGCUCCCCUGGUCCUCCUGACCUGAACAGCCCCUGCCAUUCAG